CUGACCUGCAGCUGUGUUCUGUCACAUGACUGCACCGCUUCCUCUACUGACCCCUCCAGCUCCAGUUACACCAGUAAAUCCCCGAGCAGUUCUAACUGGGAGUCCAGAAGUCCGAACCGGACCUGUUUCCGGGGGUUAGUCUGUGCCGAAGGAACCUCCAGGUAGGAUGACCCGUGGAGCUCUGAAGCGGUUUCUGUGGGAAGAGCGGAGCGUCUGAUUGGCCGAGCCAAGGACCGAGCGGAGCAUCUGAUUGGCCGAGCCAAGGACCGAGCGGAGCGUCUGAUUGGCCGAGCCAAGGACCGAGCGGAGCGUCUGAUUGGCCGAGCCAAGGACCGAGCGGAGCGUCUGAUUGGCCGAGCCAACGAUCGAGCAGAGCGUCUGAUUGGCUGAGUCGCUAGGCACCAACAUGCCGUCCAACAAGUCCGUGUCUGACGCUCCCAUCAUCCAGUUCACCAACUGUAGAAUCCUGAGGGAGCACAAGCUGCAGAGGGAGGACUUGUGGGUCCGGGACGGGAAGAUCCUGGACCCAGAGAAGCUGUUCUUCGAUGAGAAGGGCUACGCCGACUGCCGCCUCGACUGCGGAGGCGCCAUCGUCGCCCCGGGCUUUAUUGACGUCCAGAUCAACGGAGGCUAUGGCGUGGACUUCUCCCAGCCCUGUGAAGACGUCUCCGCCGGAGUGUCUCUGGUGGCCAAGAAGAUCCUGGAACACGGUGUGACGUCCUUCUGUCCCACCCUGGUUACGUCUCCACCCGCCGUCUACCACCAGGUUCUGCCUCAGGUCAACAUUCACAAUGGAGGACCUGAUGGAGCCGGAGUCCUGGGGUUCCACCUGGAGGGUCCAUUCAUCAGCUCGGAGAAGCGGGGCGCCCACCCGGAGCGGUUCUUGAGGACGUUCCAGUCCGGAGGGACAGAUGACCUGAUGGAGACCUAUGGCAGCCUGGACAACGUCGCCAUGGUGACACUGGCCCCCGAGUUGCCCCACAGCCAAUCGGUGGUCAGCACGCUGCGGCAGAAAGGCGUCACUGUGUCUCUAGGACAUUCGGUGGCCAACCUGUCCCAGGCGGAGGAUGCCGUGCGCCACGGGGCCUCCUUCAUCACCCACCUGUUCAACGCCAUGCUGCCGUUCCACCACCGCGACCCGGGCAUCGUGGGUCUCCUGACCAGCGACCAGAUCCCGGCAGGUCGCACUGUGUUCUACGGGAUGAUCGCUGAUGGGAUCCACACCAACCCGGCCGCCUUGCGCAUCGCACACCGGGCACACCCUUCAGGGCUGGUGCUGGUGACGGACGCCAUCAUGGCAAUGGGCCUCCCUCCGGGCCGCCACACGCUGGGGCAGCAGGUUGUCCAGAUCCAGGGACUGCACGCCUACGUGGCAGGCACCAAGACCCUGAGCGGCAGCAUCGCCACCAUGGACAUGUGCGUUCGCCACUUCAAGCAGGCUGCAGGCUGUAGUGUGGAGGACGCCCUGGAGGCGGCGGCGCUGCAUCCGGCCCGGUUGCUCGGUAUCAGCCACAGAAAGGGCAGCCUGCAGUACGGCGCCGAUGCAGACCUGGUUCUGCUGGACGACGGGCUUCGGGUCAGAACAACCUACAUCUCUGGAGAGGAGGUCUGGAGGGCAGAACUGUAGAAGAAGAAGAACCUGUGUGCCUUCAGAUUGCUUCUUCUUGUUUUAUAAAGAACAUGGUUCUGGUUCUGGACCAGUACAGUCUAUGGUUCUGUUGCCAGCGGUUCUCCAUCUGAUGUGACCAAGAUGGCGUCCCAAAAAAAAAAAAGAACUUUUUCAACUUCAUUUUUAUUCAUAUUGAUUUAUAAAGGUUUCUUUAUAAAUAAAUCUAAUUGUUUCACUUUACAGACUAAAUAAAAAUUUGGUAAUAAUUUUCAAUCUUGAUGUUGACCAAUAGCAGAAAAGCUGACUGUGAAGCCCCGCCCAUUUCCGUUUCCCAAUUUAUAACUUCAUGUGUGCAGAUCCAGUACCAGCUGCUGGGUAUUUAUAUAAUGUUUAUAUUUUAAAAGGCUCAAACUAUGCCGUAAAAUGAGUCCUUACUCAUGGAUAUCAUUAUAUCAAUAUUUUAUUCAGUUCAUUAUUCUGUAAGGUAGUUUUAC
This is a messenger RNA of Gambusia affinis (western mosquitofish), 2103 nucleotides long. RefSeq names its product amidohydrolase domain containing 2 (gene amdhd2). Lineage: Eukaryota; Metazoa; Chordata; Actinopteri; Cyprinodontiformes; Poeciliidae. Gene Ontology annotation, molecular function: N-acetylglucosamine-6-phosphate deacetylase activity. The transcript has 12 exons. The record is from RefSeq and is a predicted model, not a curated record. The coding region runs from base 407 to 1627 and encodes 406 amino acids. Gene Ontology annotation, biological process: N-acetylglucosamine catabolic process.